CACUCUCACCCCAUAUUGCCAUGUAAGAGAAGAAAAAGAACAGAGGAAAUGAAGCCAGAACCAGGAGAACAAUAAGUGAGAAGCGAAGAGACCUAUCUCUACCUUCGUGUUUGUUUCGUUAUAUGAUCUUCGGUGGAUUGGAUAAGAAGAAACCAGACCCAUUUGUUUUUGCUACUGAAUGUGCCUGAGUUGGGUUUUGCUUCUUUUACCGCUUUACUACCCAAUCAAAAGAAUAAAAGAGGAGGAGGAGAAGGAGAAGCCAUAAAGGCUCUGCUUUUCUCGAAGAUUGCAGAGCAAGAAGAUAUGGGUAUUCCGUCCGACGACGUGGUUCUCAUCAGGGAACCAGAAAAACAAGGUGGCCCGAGUGUGAUUACUGUGAACUGCCCAGAUAAGACCGGCUUGGGAUGCGAUCUUUGCCGAAUAAUUUUGUUCUUUGGGCUUAGCAUUGUGAGAGGAGAUAUUUCGACGGAUGGUAAAUGGUGUUACAUAGUGUUCUGGGUCGUCGGAAGGUCGUCGACAAGGUGGAGUCUGUUGAAGAAAAGACUGGCAGAAGCUUGCCCUUCUGCUUCAGGAAUUUACUAUUACAGGCCAGAGUUGCAGCAGCCGAAGCCCCCAGAUGUUUUCCUCUUAAAGUUAUGCUGUCAUGAUCGAGAAGGGCUCUUGCACGAUGUGACCGAGGUUCUCUGCGAGCUUGAGCUUAUAAUAAGGAGAGUGAAGGUAUCCACCACACCAGACGGGAAAGUGAUGGACCUAUUCUUCAUCAAAGACACCAGGGAACUCCUACAUACAAAGAAGAGACAGGAGGAAACAGAUGAUCAUUUGAGAGCUGUUCUUGGUGAUGCCAUGAUAAGUUGUGACAUAGAAUUGGCUGGCUCCGAGAUGGUGUCAUGUUUACAUGGUUCAUCAUUUCUCCCAUCUGCAAUCAGAGAAGAAAUGUUCAGCUUGGAAAUGCAUGAUGAACACCCAAGUAGGUCUUCUGCACGAAGCAGUGUAUCUGUUACAAUGGACAACAAACUCAGCCCUUCUCACACACUUUUCCAAAUCAUAUGCCAAGAUCACAAAGGCCUAGUCUAUGAUAUCAUGAGAACACUGAAGGAUUACAACAUCCAGGUUUCGUAUGGAAGGUUCACUACAAACCAAAGGGGAAGCUGUGAAGUGGAAUUGUUUGUAAUGCAAGCAGAUGGGAAGAAGAUAGUUGACCCAAACAAGCAAAAUGCUUUGUCCUCUCGCCUACGGAUGGAACUCUUUCGUCCUCUUAGAGUAGCUGUAGUAAGCAGGGGUCCAGACACAGAGCUGCUGGUGGCAAACCCUGUAGAGUUAUCUGGAGAGGGGCGGCCUCUUGUUUUCUAUGACAUUACUCAUGCUCUCCAGAUGCUGAAUAAGUGCAUUUUCUCGGCUGAAAUUGGAAGGCACCUGAUUGGGGAUCGAGAGUGGGAAGUUUAUAGAAUUCUUCUCGAUGAAGGGGAUGACUCUUCUGUUUCAAGGAACAUGAUUGAGGAGGGCGUUAGGAAAAUGUUGAUGGGUUGGAACUGAUCAUGAUUCAUGACUGAGAAGACUGUUCAAAUUGGAUGACUGGAAGCUCCUCUGCCAGACCGCUAGUGUACAGUAUAGCGUUGUCCAGUCUACUUCUCUGCUUGUAGUUAGUUACAAAGUGAAAACUAUGAGAUAUAUCUUGUGAAAAGGUGAGCUGUUUUAUCAGUUGGGGAGUCUACGCCUUAGCCUAAGACUUUGUUGCCACUAACUAGGUUUGUACAGAUGAGUACAUAGAAAAGGAAGCAUAAGGCUCCCUUGGUAAUGUGCAUACUCGUUACAGGAAGGGAGAUGGAUAAACAACCUGUUCAUACCUGUUUCUAUUGACCUCACUCUGUAUGGAAGCAAAAGAGAUAGCUAGACUAUGUUGUAACGAAAGAGAGAGCUAUUAGCUGCACCUGGGUAGAGAUUUUGAGGUUGAACCUAGACCUUUUUCUUUUGAAUGAAAUUCAGUUUCUGAAGAACCCAGGAAGCGUCCCAAAUAUAACUACUUUGUUCUCGUUGUAAAAUUUUCCACUGUGAUUGUUGGUGGACCUUCAAAAGGAGUAACAAUUUCAGCAAAGGUGUGAGUUUCAGGCCAAAUGGUCUUAUACUGCAGUGACACAGAAUUUCAUGACAUAGCAUAGGGUGGUGGAGUUAAGACAGGCAAAGGAGUGGGAAAGAGUAAUGUGGAUAUGGAUAUAAUUUUAUCCAAUUGGAGUGCCUGAGACCUGAGUUUCAAACUUUCAAUGAUCAUACUACUUUAUUUAUGGAAAGAUGAACUAUUCUUUUGAUA
Nelumbo nucifera (sacred lotus) is the source of this 2305-nucleotide messenger RNA. Its product is annotated as ACT domain-containing protein ACR10-like. The record is from RefSeq and is a predicted model, not a curated record. Lineage: Eukaryota; Viridiplantae; Streptophyta; Magnoliopsida; Proteales; Nelumbonaceae.